AUGUCAGUUACUGGAAGCAGUCCCAUCUACGUGGACUACUUCGACUUUUUCCCAAACGCAAGCAACAUCAUCGCGGUGCCGUAUGGCGAUGUGAGCAAGAGCUUUGCAGCGCCCGUCUCGUCAAAGUCGGCCGCCAUUACGGGCUACGACUGGACGCAGCCGUUCCCGGGCACCAAAAAAGAUGGCUACGGCGUCUACCUCAAUGUUGGCAAGGAGAUGCCGCUGUCGGAAAACAUCGUCGAGGAUGGCACGACGGUGCUAACUUCGCUCACAUUUGGUGCGCCGGACAGCCUCAUGUCUGGCGGCCAUCCUAAGGCCAUGGACAAGUCGUGGUCGCUCUGUCGCCACGUCUUCAUCUCGACCACGCCCGCGGUCAAAACGGCCGUCGACGGUGGCGAUAGCCAAUGCUCUUUCUUGUCCGCUGAUUGCGCCAAGGAUCUCAAGGCGAGCCUUACCGACAGCUGGGGCACGGCAGACCAGGACAGCAUGUGCUCUGCGUUCAUCUUUGACAUGAUUCCGGAGAGCUGCUUUGACUCGUUUGGAAAGUCCCGCCAAGAUGUGAUGGCUUUCGAUAGCACAACUCUGGCUGACCCGGACCUGGAGUUGCUCCAAACUAGCAAGGCUCAGGAGCUAUACAGCUGGCGAAUGGGCACAGGAUUCCACGGCCCCGGCAACGCCCUUUCAUAUCAAAUGGCAGCCAACAGGACAUACAUGGUCGCCACAGUAUGGGGUUACAGCCGGGGUGCAAAGAACCAAAAGACGCCUGAAGUUUCCUUUGGCUGCGUCUCCCCCGGCGACGCCUACGUCCCCCCUCCGACCAGCACAACCAGCACAACCAGCAGCUCGUCGACGCCGACCAGCACGUCCACCUCAACGCAGCUGCCAACGGCCACUCCCUUGCCUACCGACGUUGCCUUCUCCGAUGACUUUUCCAGCGGCAAGAUGGACAGGUGGUUCAUUGACUCGGGCACCUUUGUCGCCGAGACCAAUGCCAUGGUCGGCUUUGGCGCCGACGGCGGACGCGCUUUUAUCCGCAGCAACUAUGCCGACUUUCUAUAUGACGCCGACAUCACGCCUACCCUCAAUGGCAGCACGCACGACUCGGGCUUGCUCUUCCGCGUCAAGAACAUCCAGCGCGAGCACGGCUACGAGGGGUACUACGCGGGCAUCAGCGCCAGCGGGUACGUCGUCCUCGGCCGCAGCGGCGACGGCCAGGGCGGUCUCGACUACAAGGAACUCGGCCGCGUCAAGGCCGACAUCAAGCCCGAUGUCGCGCACCACGUCCGUGUGCAGGCCAUUGGCAGCGACCUGGCCGUGUUCGUCGAUGACCUGGCCACGCCCAAGAUCACCGCCAAGGACAGCGCGUACUACACGGGCAUGGACGGCGUGCAGGUCAACCUCGCCGCGUCUGCGUUUGACAAUAUCCGCCUCUCGCCGCUGCUCUUCCACGACGAGUUUGACAGUGACAACAGCGAUAGCUGGACCGUUGUGGACGGCAAAGUCGCCGCUGGCUCCGGCCAGCUCGUGGCCUUUGCCCCUGGCGCCAAGGCUCUCAUCAACAAGGGCACGUUUUCUGAUUUUGCCUACGAAGCUGAUGUGACGUUCAACGUGCCCAGCGGCAACGGCGGGUUGAUCUUCCGCGUGGGCACCGCCGGCGCCGGCGACGAUGCGUACCAGGGUUACUAUGCCGGCAUCGAAAACGGCUCCGUCCUGCUUGGUGUCGCGAACAACAACUGGAAGGAGCUUAAGAGGGCGGUCGCGGCGGAUAUCAAGGCGAGACAGCCGUACCGUAUGCGGGUCGAGGCCAAGGGCGAUUCGAUUUCUGUGUUUGUUGGGGAUAUGACCAAGGCGAGGCUGACUGUCAAGGACAGCACUUACAAGAGUGGCAAGAAUGGCGUGCGGACGGUCAAGACUCCUUUGAUGACGGACAAUGUAAGGGUUUAUGCGCUGUAG
Akanthomyces muscarius is the source of this 1953-nucleotide messenger RNA. RefSeq lists its product as uncharacterized. The record is from RefSeq and is a predicted model, not a curated record. The coding region runs from base 1 to 1953 and encodes 650 amino acids. The transcript is spliced from 2 exons. NCBI's taxonomy places the organism in Eukaryota, Fungi, Ascomycota, Sordariomycetes, Hypocreales, Cordycipitaceae. Gene Ontology annotation, molecular function: hydrolase activity.